Trichomonas vaginalis G3 is the source of this 953-nucleotide messenger RNA. RefSeq lists its product as uncharacterized. Lineage: Eukaryota; Parabasalia; Trichomonadida; Trichomonadidae. The record is from RefSeq and is a predicted model, not a curated record. The annotation marks the transcript as partial. The transcript has a single exon.
AUGCAAAACGAACAGCUUAACGAAUUUACACCAGCUGAACAUAUCCAUCAAAUUCGUUCAUAUUUUGAUGUAAUCGAUAAUGCAAUUAAUAUUGGUGAUACUAAUAGAAGAUAUAUCGAUUCAAAAAUUCCAUCACAACCGGGAAGCGCAAAGGAUCAUAACUGGGUCACAUUCAAUUUAUCUCCGCCAGGUGAAAAUAUGCUAGACCUUUAUAACACAUUCCUUACAACUACCUAUAAAAGUAAAUAUAUCGUGGAUAAUGCUAUUACUGGCUCAUCAAUUCCAAAUACUAAUUCUCCAGGUUUCUUUGGCGUUUUUGAUGAAUCAAUUUACACUAUUGAAGCAUAUCAGUUAUUAGCAAAUGGAAGACUUAUUUAUAGUCAGGAUAAUGCAAGAGAAGAAGCAUAUAUCAUAUCUAAUUCACAGACUACAGAACAAAUAAAGAAAGUUGAUGAUUUCUCAAAAACGAGACAUAAAGAUGUAUGGAAACGUUCUGGAACAGUUCGAACAGGUCAAAUUAUAUCCGGACCUUUAGCUGCAGGAGCUGAAAUUGAUUUUAACAUUAAAACAAAGAUUCCAUGUCGUAAAUUCCUUAUUCUAGAAGUUAUUAGAUUUAUUCCUGCUUUUGCAGGCAACAUUCAGUUAAAGGUUAAAUUUAGUAGCGAUGCAUUCCAGGUAACAGCACUGCCGGUAGAAGAUAUUUUAGCUCAUAAUCCUUCUUUAAUCAGUCAGGUAAAAGAUAAUUAUGACCCACCAACUAAUAAAUUUGUUCCAUGGAAUGAACCAUUCAAUAUGAUAACAGCAGUUUCAAAAUCAAAUGGUGAAAUUACUGUUUCAACAGUUGAACAAAGAUUAACGAAGAAAUCAGCUGAAUUCAUUGAUUGCUUCAUUCAUCCUAAAGCAUUUUCACUCGAUCCAAAUAUUUACACUGAAUUAGUCGAUCAUUAUACAUC